Messenger RNA from Pollicipes pollicipes, 1243 nucleotides. Its product is annotated as phenoloxidase-activating factor 2. Gene Ontology annotation, molecular function: serine-type endopeptidase activity. The annotation marks the transcript as partial. Lineage: Eukaryota; Metazoa; Arthropoda; Thecostraca; Pollicipedomorpha; Pollicipedidae. The record is from RefSeq and is a predicted model, not a curated record. The transcript has 3 exons. Gene Ontology annotation, biological process: proteolysis.
CUUACACUGCGCUACCCGGCAAACGGUGACCGUCGCCACCGGUCCCUCGACAGCCACCCGAAGGAGAGCCUGGUGGUGCGUGCUGGCGAGUGGGACACGUCCAGCCGGGACCCCGUGUACGCGCACCAGGACCGCGGUGUGCUCCGCCUGCUCACCCACGAGAAGUUCCGUGCUGACACGCUCUUCAACGACGUGGCGCUGCUGAAGCUGACGCAGCCAGUGGAGACCGCGCCGCACAUCAACACGCUCUGCCUGCCCAGCGCCGACGACUACUACAUCGACUACAGCGACUGCAUGGCCACCGGCUGGGGGCAGGAGUCUUUCGACAAUACCGACUACCCCAGCAUUCUGAAGGAGGUGCGGCUGUCCAAGGUGGACCAGGGCCAGUGCCAGAGCCGGAUGCGAGAGACGCGCCUGGGCCGCUGGUUCCGGCUGCACGACACCUUCCUCUGCGCCGGUGGCCACCCUGGCGUCGACACGUGCAAGGGCGACGGGGGCUCGCCGCUCGUGUGCCGCGACCACUCGAAGCGCGAGGAGACCCAUGUUCAGAUCGGCAUCGUCGCAUGGGGCAUCAACUGCGGCCGCGGCGGUAUGCCCGGGGUAUACGCUGACGUCAUCAAGCUGCUGCCAUGGAUUCAGGAGAAGCUGGCUCUGCUCACAGCAGGCCCCUCUGCCGGGUAUUAGGGUCCAGCGUUGCUGGACCGCCCGCGGUGACAGACCGGAUACAAGCCGCUGAGCCGCAAGGCAGAGCCCCCCCCCCCCCCCCCUCAGGCCAGUCCGUCCGCCCGUCCCCGCAGCCCGGCGGCGGACGAUGAGCGCCCGCACCGAUGGCGACGCCAAACAAACAAGCCAAUAUCAGCGUAGUUUGGUCCCCGGCGUGCCCGCCCUCCCCGUCAGGACGAGAGGCAGGCGAUGCCAAAUAGUCUCAGUUGCUGAGAGCCGCCCAAUAACCGGCCACGUUAGCGUGGCGUUACGUCUCUCCGUAAGGCUCGUUUUGUGGCGGAGCUCCGUCAAUAUCCUGGCAAAAUUUUGAUAUGAGCGGCGGGGCACGUUUCUGUAAGCCUUAAUGAAAAUUAAACCUUGGCAUGGGCUGGCGCUGCUCGGAGUUUGGUACGCACUGAAGUGAUAGCUAUUUCAGGUUCUCAGGAAACGAUGGAAGCAACGCGGCGUGUUUUUUCAUGACGUUAUGCUGCCCGCGGCAAAUGAAAUGAAACACAGGUGAAAUACAUCUGAAACGAAAGCA